AGUCACGUGACCACUUACACAAACUCAAUUUCCAGCAUCAGCUGUUGCUGUAGGAUCUUUUGGAGUAGCUCGGGGACUGAAUCUGGGUAAAACCUGCCUAGGAUCCUACCCGCUGUGGCAGGAAAUUUGGAAGAUGAGGACCUUCAGUCCAGAGGUCUCCCCAGACCCCCUCCAUGUCAUCACAGUCCACCUGCUUCGAAUUUGUACCCUCUUCAUGGCCUUGCUUGACAUGGCCCCAAGCUCCAGGGGUCCUGUGGUACCCAACCAACCCUUCAUCACAGUCUGGAAUGCAGAUACCCAGCGGUGCCUGAAGAACUACAGCGUGGAUGUGGAUGUCAGUGUCUUUGAUGUGGUAGCCAACCCUGGGCAGACCUUUUUCGGCCCUAACAUGACUAUUUUCUACAGCUCAAAGCUGGGCACCUACCCCUACUACACAACCACUGGGGAGCCCGUGUUUGGUGGGCUGCCACAGAAUGCCAGCCUGGGUGAACACCUGGCCUACGCAUUCCACGACAUCCAGGCUACCAUGCCUGCCCCGGACUUCUCAGGGCUGGUGGUCAUUGACUGGGAGGCAUGGCGGCCACGCUGGGCCUUCAACUGGGACACCAAGGAUAUUUACAGGCAGCGCUCACAGGCACUGAUUCAGGCACAACACCCUGACUGGCCCGAAAGUCAGGUGAAGACAGUAGCCAAGGACCAGUUCCAGAAGGCUGCACAGGCCUGGAUGGCAGGUACCCUCCAACUAGGACAGGCACUGCGUCCUCGUGGCCUCUGGGGCUUCUAUGGCUUCCCUGACUGCUACAACUAUAACUUUAAAAGUCUUAACUACACAGGCCAGUGUCCACUAGGCAUCCCUACAGAGAAUGACCAGCUAGGGUGGCUGUGGAACCAGAGCCGUGCCCUCUACCCCAGUAUCUACAUACCUGCAGCACUGGUGGGCACAGGGAAGACCCAGAGGUAUGUGCGGCAUCGUGUGGCUGAGGCAUUCCGUGUGGCCAGGGCUGCCAGGAACCCCAGUCUACCAGUGCUGCCCUACACCCAGAUCUUCUACGAGUCAACAAGCCAUCUUCUGCCCAUGGAGGAGCUGGAGCAUACCCUGGGGGAGAGCGCAGCUCAGGGGGCAGCAGGAGUGGUGUUCUGGGUGAGCUCAGAGGACACAAAUUCCAAGGAAUCAUGCCAGGCCAUCAAAGAGUAUAUGGAUACCACAUUGGGGCCCUUCAUCCUGAAUGUGACCAGUGGGGCUCUUCUCUGCAGUCAAGCUCUGUGCUUUGGCCAUGGCCGCUGUGUCCGCCGCCCCAGCCAUCCGGACGCUCUCCUCAUCCUUAGCCUUGCCAGCUUCUCCAUCCAGUUCACACCAGGUGGCAAGCCGCUGACCUUGAAAGGUGCCCUGUCACAUGAAGAUCAGGCACAGAUGGCUGUGGAGUUCAGAUGUCAUUGCUAUCCUGGCUGGCGCGGAUCAUCAUGUGAGCAGCCAGACAUAUGAUGAUUAGCCACACCAGUCUGCACACAUGAGCAUCCAAUGUACUCUGGGCUGGCCAUGACUUCCACAAAUACAGAUAUGGUCACAGUCAGGAGUACACUCAGUCACCAUUAUGGAAAUGUGCCCUGCACACAAAUGCACUCACAGACCAGGACAGCCACACAAGAAGUUAGCAGCAGAGGCAGACAUCACUGAUCCACAUUCAUAUGUGUCUAUGUGGCAGUGUCAUAGACAGUUCCACUAGAGACAGAGGGUUUUUUUUUUGUUUUGUUUUGUUUUGUUUUGUUUUGAACAGGGGAUUGAACUCACAGCCUUGCACUUGCCAAGCAGGUGCUUAUGCUGCUGAGCUAAAUCCCUGACCCUUAGAGACAGUUUUUGAACUGCAGCAAGCCCUGUGCUGAGUUUGCUGAAUGGGCUAUUCACUCACUCUUCUUAGUAAGACUGAGGCACCCAAAGAGAGGAUGUGUACUUUCUGCACAAAGAAAAGAAAGAAACUAAGAUUCAAACCAAAGCUGUCGGGGUUCAGAGAUAAAGCCUUGCACACCUACUGUGUGUUAAUUGUAACUAGCCCACUGAAUCCGUUAGUUAGUGCAGGCACCAGCCCUGCACAAUCCAGCCAAUAAAGCAGUCGUGAUUUACUUAAA
Messenger RNA from Cavia porcellus (domestic guinea pig), 2124 nucleotides. RefSeq names its product hyaluronidase 1 (gene Hyal1). The transcript has 4 exons. Gene Ontology annotation, cellular component: cytoplasmic vesicle. The coding region runs from base 134 to 1483 and encodes 449 amino acids. Gene Ontology annotation, biological process: hyaluronan catabolic process; carbohydrate metabolic process. Gene Ontology annotation, molecular function: hyalurononglucosaminidase activity. The record is from RefSeq and is a predicted model, not a curated record. NCBI's taxonomy places the organism in Eukaryota, Metazoa, Chordata, Mammalia, Rodentia, Caviidae.